GUUUUUGGUGUACAGAGAAGGACGUUGAGUGACGGAUACAGACUGUUGACAAGGAUUGACAUUUCUGACGGAACACAAAAGCUACAUACAGAUUUUCUUUUGGCGCAACAACUCCCCCUAGCAAAAUGGCCUGCGCCGCUGCUUGCUCUGUGGUGCCCCACAAGUUCAAGGGCGAUUCGUCGGAGCUGGUGGACCGCCUUAUUGCGGUGUCUCAGGCGCGCCCGGCCAUGGCCGAGCCGAUGAAGGUCCGCGAGCUGACACCCUUUGAUUUCGCGGAUGCGCCCCCGCUGCCGCUGGCGCCCAAGGCCAACCGACCCUCGCCUCCCAAGCGCUCGCCGCGGACCUCGCCGCCCAAGCAGCAGAAGGCGGCCUCGGGCCAGCGCGUGAAGGCGACGGCUUCGCCCAACUCCUGCUCGUCUCCCUCGCGCGGUUCUCUCGACGGUCGCGCGGUCAUGGCGAAGCCUUCUGCGAACCAGGCCAAGUUCCAGUCCCUGGACGACGACCUGGCCAAGGUGCUGCGGAAUGUUCCCUGCAUGCGCUCGGCCGCUCCCCGCGCAUGCCCUGGCUUCUUCGCAAGCCCGAGCCCCGACGUUGUUCCCAUGCCCACGAGCCUGCUCAUGGGCCGGGCGCUCGUCAAGGCCUAAACUCGAGAACGAGGCGAGCAUCGAGGGAAUCCUACGGACUUCCUCUCAGCCGGCCGCAGCGCUGCGGCUGCGGCCGGGCAACAACUAUAGUCUGAAUGCGCAUAGUCAAUCUCGCAACCUCUCACGCGCUGGUUUCUGAUGACCAACAAGCUGUGCCCGAUGAUGCUCCGACUUCGCGGGCUGCGGGCUUGGCGCCCAAGGGCGAUCAAGUUCGCAACAAUGACCAACAACAGCUUAAGCUUCUUCUUCCUGGCCUUCAGCUCAGCGCCCGGUGGCUGGGGCGACGGACUCGGUCAGCAAGCUCGGGCAGGCUGCUGCCCCCCUCAUCGGUGGCGCAGCUACCGGCAAGACUGACAACUGCAACGCUGCGGUCCGUCCCCAACAUCACCAAUGCGAGAAAUCUGCGCGACUAAGUAGGUAGAAGCUGCAGAAUGCAGCGCUGCGUAUGCAUGAGGCGCAACUGGCAUGUACUCAGGCGGGGCCUGCAACAAAGGCUUGCGCGAGCUGAUGUCACACGUGCCUGUAGGCGUGGCGUUUCGGGUUUGCUAUGUUUGCAUGAUCUGGCGUGUGUCCUCACCACAGGGUGAAUUGUAUAUACUUCCGUUGAAGUGCGGUACUGUGUGGUGUGCGUGUCUGCCCCACAUUGUAUUGCACAAACACGGAAGGAGCAGUGUUUGACUCACUCAUGUGUGCGCAUCAGUUGGCGUAGAAUGCUGCAAUUUUCAAGUCGCUGAACGUGUGGGGGUUAUUACGCUGGCCUUGCGGAGGAUCCUCCCUUGCGGAGGGCCCUCCAAACUCCAAACGCUUUCCACGGCAGCGCUCAUGUGCGCCACCGUGCUGAGGCAAGCGUGUGCCCCCCGCGACACCGUCAGCAACUGGCAAAGACCUCUUCCAUUGAUGUGUCGCUGAAUUAAUAUUUUCUAUGACCGCACGCGUACACGCUGCGCAGCUAGGAGUUUGUCUAACGCGUGUGUGCCUGUGCGCGUGCUUGGCUGUGGGGUCGUCCAGUACUAAGUGCGCCCACGUGCGUGCAUAGCCUUGCGUCUCAUCCCGCAGUGAGCAUAUGAUUGUGACUGACGGUUUGGUGACACCAACAACAAGACAAAUUGACCUGACCAGUGCGCGUCUGUCCUGCAGUGUCCUGUUGGUGGUUGGUGCAACUCGAGUCGGAGUCAGUGGAAAUGGGAUGGGAUACUUGGUGAGAGCGUGGCAAGGCUCGUGCGUGCCAUGCGCGAGUGUGUGUUUUGUUUAUCGGUGAUGUGCGUCGUGGGGCUCUGUUAACCCCCCUUCAGAUUUUUUUUGAAGAUGUCUGGACGGGUGGCGUUGACAGUCCUCAGGAGCGAGCUCGGCGGCUGGGCCAGACGCGCUUAGUGCAGUGUGGUCAUGCGAAAUGCGAACAUAAAGUCCGUCCGGAGAUUCACCCGGCGAACGAACCAUGGACCCUGGACCAUGCAUUUUACGGGUAGAUGGGUAGGCAUUCAGUACUGUCGCAGCGCUUACAGGUCUAGAUGGGAGUAGCCCCGCGAUGCAAGGACAGGAGCAUCUGGCUGGACGUGGAAAUGACGAGGUGUGUUGGGGGAUGACUCCAUACCAUAGGUUGGCGCAGGCUGGCGUGUCUGUACUAUGUCGUGAUUCAAGAUGGUGUGCCGCUGAGCGGAAUGGGCACAGGAUGCAGGGAAACGGAUAGUGCGGUGCACGGGCAGAAUUGGUGGUCUGCAUCACGCGUUGACUAGGACGCGAGACGCGGGAUAGGAUGGUCGCUAAGAUGUGUACGAGUAGGCCUGGACGGGGGCACACGACGGCGCAGGUCUCUCCGCCGUGCGACACAAUGCGCGGUGGGAGGCGAUGCGGAGGACAUUGGCACACGCGCCAGCACAUACGCACAUAUACGGAUGUGCUUGCGGUGCGUUCAAUGAGGAUGACAGGGUAUUGUGGGGGUUGCAGAACCCAAUUCUUUUCUGCCGACGUAUGCAGCUCGCGCCCCUAAGCGCUCGGGUGUUGUCACUCACCAUGUGAGCGGGCACGCCUGGACGUGGCACGAUGGUAGCUGCUUGACUUGGCAUUGUGUGUGUGCGAUUGUCGUGAAGACUUGAAGACAGGAGUGGAGUGAUGGGUUUGAUGCGAGGUAUGCAAGAGUGAAGUUCGCAGAUGGCGGGCGCCGGAUGUGGGCCCCUUGGUGGACAGAGGAUGGAGGCAAUGCCCCGGCCGAAGGCUUCUGGGACACGCAGUUCCACUUUGCCGAAGGUUGGACGAUUGCAGGGAUGCUGCUGCUGGAGACGAGGUGGCUGCGAAGGUAGAAGGGCGGACAAGGGAACAAAUAAAUAGAAGUUGCGACAUACGGUUUGAAUAGUUGCACCGCGAGCCGACUCCGGUGUUCACCAUGGUAGGUACCUUUCGAUGGGGUACGCAUUUCAGUGGCUGAAACACCUGGCGCUGACGCGGGUGCGGGCUUUAGAGGACAGGUGUCGAUGCCUGGGCCUGAUGCCCAAUUGCAGUAGUGCAGGCUGGCAGAAGCCUCGCAAUGUUGGAGCCUCUUUAAUACUGUUGGAUA
Messenger RNA from Chlamydomonas reinhardtii, 3195 nucleotides. RefSeq lists its product as uncharacterized. Lineage: Eukaryota; Viridiplantae; Chlorophyta; Chlorophyceae; Chlamydomonadales; Chlamydomonadaceae. The record is from RefSeq and is a predicted model, not a curated record. Bases 126 to 644 code for a protein of 172 amino acids. The transcript has 2 exons.